Python bivittatus (Burmese python) is the source of this 3575-nucleotide messenger RNA. It is a transcript of the gene CBARP, whose product is annotated as CACN subunit beta associated regulatory protein. NCBI's taxonomy places the organism in Eukaryota, Metazoa, Chordata, Lepidosauria, Squamata, Pythonidae. Gene Ontology annotation, biological process: negative regulation of voltage-gated calcium channel activity; negative regulation of calcium ion-dependent exocytosis. Gene Ontology annotation, molecular function: transmembrane transporter binding. Gene Ontology annotation, cellular component: plasma membrane; secretory granule. The record is from RefSeq and is a predicted model, not a curated record.
AGAGAGGGAAGGGGGACUUUCCGCCCCAAUACAUAAAAAUUGCAACCUCCGCCGCUUCUCUUUUUAUCGUAGAGGAAUCCAUGAACUCGUAUUAGUCGGAUCUUAAUUCGCCACGAAGGAAAUCCAGUGAGGGAAGAAGGAACGAGAAACGCUGGUCCAUCUCCAGCACCGGAAGACGAGGGACGCGAGGAUGCUGUGAGCCGAGCCAGCCAUGGUCCCUCCGUUCCCCCAGCAUGUGAGCUCGAAGAGAGACGGGAGCAAGAGGCAGGGAUAAAGCCGCGAGAGAGGGGGAGAAAAAGGAAAGAGACUUCAGCGGCCGUCCUUCUCCUCUUCAGCCCAUUUUGAUAUAUGUAUCUAAAUAUAUUUUCCCCUCCUAUUCUUUAUUUUCCCAAGUCUCUUCUUUAAACCCAGUUUUUAUCCACUAGUUUUGACUUAUAUGCCUCACUCGGAGGAGACCUUCCACUCUGGCCACGGACAAUGAGCGAUGCUUUCACUUCAUGGGGAAAUACGACAACUGAAGGCGUGACGACGGUGCCUGGCGAAGUGAGCCCCCGGGACGGUUAUGUGUUGCUCCUCGUGCUGCUUUCUAUCUUUAUCGGGGGCACCUUGGUGCUUCUGUUUGGCGUCCUGAUCAUCUGCCGGCGCUGCUGUGAGACGGACCGAAGGCACUCCAGAGCCAGCGAUGACCCAGAAAAAACGAACACAACCUAUCUGGAUGACUCACAGCCGGCGCAAGACAUCACCAUCAAAGUGGAUGAUCCUGAAUGCGCAUCCAGCUCCAGCUAUCGAGAUGCAGAGAGCGAGCGAUUUCUGUCUUCCGGCAGCGCCACGGGGCGGCGGGUCUCAUUUAAUGAAGCCGCCCUCUUUGAGCAGAGCAAGAAGACGCAGGAGAAGGGGAGGAGGUACACCCUGACAGAGGGCGAUUUCCACCACCUGAAGAAUGCCCGCCUCAGCCAUCUGCCCCUGCCACCCUCAGCUGCCCUCAAAAUUGUCACCAUCCAUGAGUGCGAAUCCAAUGAGAACAGCCUUAUGAUGACUCCCCGCCUCCCACCUGUCAAGCCUAGCCUGGCCAUCUUCCAACCAACUGGAGCCCCCCUGCCCAAGACGGCGCUGACCAGCCACGGAGGUCUGUGUUCGAGUUCAGCGCUCCCAGGAGACACUUUUAACUCCAGCGUCGAAGCCACUUCCUCUGUUUCCUCCGACUCGGGCGAGGGAGUUGUGUCUGGCGGUGCAGCUAAGGGCCCCAAAGGAGCCGCCGCAGCUGGCGUGAGCACCGGGGACCCCACCUCAGCGCCUGGCCAGGGCACUGUCCUUCAUUUCCUCACCCGCCUGCGCCGCCAUGCUAGCCUGGAAGGAGCGAGUCCCUAUUUCAGAAUCAAGAAGUGGAAACUGGAGACCAGCCAGCGGGCGUCCAGUCUGGACACAAGAGGGUCUCCCAAGCGUCACCAGUUCCAGCGACAACGGGCCGCGAGCGAAAGCAUGGACCAGGAUCGGGACCCUCACCAGACAGACAUCAUCCAGUACAUUGCCCGGACGGAUGAUGUGGUUUUCCGGCCCGUGGCUGGACCGUUCCUGCCUGCUCCGGCCAGUCCAACAUUAUCUCUCGGCAGGUUAGAGUCUUCCGAACCACCCAGCCCCACCCCACCUGAGCCUCUUCCAUCGGAACAGCAGCCCACCCCCCUUUAUCACGACAUCUGGAGCCUAAGAGCAUCCCUAGAAAAGUGUGCUUCAUCAGAGCAGGGCAAUGACCGGGACUCAGCGCCCAGCGAUGGCGGGGACAGCGUCUCCUCGAGCGGUGGGCUGCCCAGUUUCUCCUCUUCCCUGGCCGAUGAGGCUGAAGGAGGAGAUGAGAGGCCCUGGGGGAAACCCAAGCAGGAUAGCGUUGAGUUGGAAGCUGGGACACGUAAACUCUUGCAGAUGGAUAGUGGCUAUGCCUCCAUCGAGGCCCCCAGCGGACGGGUAGGAGAGGACCAGACAGCCUCGGAGAAACGCUUCUGCUUCACCAGCGCUGGACGCAAAGCCACCAUCUUUGAGAGCUUUGAGGGACAGGAGCCAGAAGAGGAGGAGGAGGACGAGGAGGAGGACGAGGAGGAGGACGAGGAGGACGAGGAAGCAGCAGGGGCUGUUGGUGGACUGCCCCCCUCCAGUCCCUUGCUCUGGGCUCCGUACGGGCAGAUGUUCCCCGCUCGGGAAUCUUUCCCUCGCCGGGACUACAGCAUUGAUGAAAAAACAGAUGCGCUCUUCAACGCCUUUGUCCGCCACGACCCUCAAUUUGACGAAUCGCCCCUGCGGGCAAAGCACCGGUCCCGAACCCAUUUGCGGAAGCAGUGGCAACGAACCAAACAGUACAGCGAUCCCGGCGUCCGCUACCCCACAGCCCUGGAGAGGCACCGGACCCCCCUGCGCCGGGGCGACAGCGUCAACUACCCCUUGGAAGGGCGCUACCACAGCACCCUGCCCCGCAUUGUCAGCGCCGGGGAUGAGGAAGCGGCCUUGCCCGCUGCAGAAACUGGGGACAAGAUCCAGGUGAUUGAGGAGGAACCACCAGAGGAGGCCAAAGUGGGGCCUGACCCGUACAGCAGUGGCUGCCUUGAAGGUGGUCAGUGCCCAGGGCUGGGCGAUCUGGGCACUGAACUCAUGGACAAGAUCGCUGGGGGGCUGGAGGACAUGUUUUUCACACCCUUGAAAAAAACAAGAGAGAGUCUAGAGUGUGUGGUGGUGGCCAGUGCUCCCCCUGAUCACAGCCCUGAAUAGUGGCGCAGGGAAGCCCUGUGAUAACCAUCUCUCUCUCGCCCCAGGGCUGGGGGUGCCAGUGCAGGACCUGCAGCCAGCCAGGAUGUAGGGCACUCUAGGGGCAUGAGGGUGUGGAGCUAGAUCGAGGAAUGCCGCCCGGCAUGCCUGCUCUGACAGCCUUCCGCUGUGUUCUAGGAAGUCCCACCUGGAGGUACCCUUGAGUGUUGAAGGUCCAGGGCCGAAGACUUUCCCAGUGGACAUCCUUGUCUCGCUAGCCAGAAGAUGGAGCCCACCGAGGACUGGGGGAAGCUUGGCCGUAUCCAUCCAUGCAUUUCCAGCGGGGGCCCCGAAAGGUGGGGGAGCCCGUCCCAAGAGGUGACCUUCCGUUUCUGAGGGUCUGAAGAGCGCAGGGCGUCCGUUGGAGCAGAAGGGCCUUCGGUCCCCUUCCGGCUAGGGCCAGGGGUGGGGAAGGGGGGAGCCCACCGAAUCUCUCCCUCGUUUCCAAGCAGGUCUGCCAAAGUCGGCAUAUCUCUUGCACAGCCAGGAAGUUAAAGUUUUCAGGGGCUCUUUCUUGACGAUAAUAAUAAUAAUAAAGGAAAAAGCCCCCAAGCCUAGCGGAGGCCUGACAUACCUCACGACCUACGAGCUGGUUGUAGCAGAAAUUAACAGCUCCUUCCACCUUUCCCUGCACCUCUCUCUCUCUCUCUGGUUUUUUACAAGCAAUAACCGUGUCCUGUGCUCCCUUCCCUGCAAAGCCAUCUUGCUCGAGGGUCCUUGUGCGGGAGGGGGCGGCACCGCCUUCCAGGUGGGGCAGAGCCCCGUGUCUCAGCCGACAGACGUCU